CAACAGUCCGGUAGGGUACUAAAACACACUCGCUGAAGGUGCCAAAUAUGUGGUGUGGUGUGCGGUUUCACUUCCUCAUCUCGUGACACUCAGGAGUUUCACUCUUGGUAGUUUUAUUCGCGCGUUGGAACAAGUUUGUUACAUUUCCUGGAGGUGACGAAGAAGAAUGGAUCAUCAUCUGAUUAUCAGUUUUCUUUCGCUGGUGUUCGCUAGCAGCGGUUUAGGGAGUACAGAAGAGCUCCAUGUUUCUUCCCCAGAGAUGGUUGAGAAGAUCAACUCGUUAAAUGUGGGUUGGCAUGCUACUGUUUAUAAGCAGUUUACAGAAAUGAACUGGAAGGAAGCAAAGCAAAUGUUAGGGAGUUAUGGUGGAUGGCCCAAAGACUCUCCUCCCAAGGUCAUCAAAGAAGACAUUGUCAGUGAUAUUCCUGGAAGCUUUGAUGCACGUACAAAGUGGCCUGGCUCCAUUCACCCGAUAAGGGAUCAGGGUAAUUGUGGAAGUUGUUGGGCAUUUGGAGCUUCAGAGGCGUUGUCAGACAGAUUUGCUAUUGCCAGUGGUAAUAAAAUUGAUGUGGUGUUGUCAGCACAACAGCUUGUCGACUGUGAUACAGAUAACUUUGGUUGUUCAGGUGGCUAUCCUAUAAAAGCAUGGCAGUAUAUGAAUCAAGUCGGCCUCCUGACUGUGGAAUGUUAUGGUCCAUAUCAGGCAGAGGAUGAACCUUGCAAGUUCAAUGGCACACUUUCACAGUGUCCCAGUGGUCAGGGUGUGUUUCAAGUUUACAAGGCAGCCAAUGCAUAUGCUGUGCAAGGAGAAGUUGAAGCCAUUCAGUCUGAAAUCAUGACAAAUGGGCCAGUUGAAGCAUCUUUCUCAGUGUACUCAGACUUUUACUCUUAUAAGUCUGGUGUUUAUAUACACACCACUGGCACCAUAGUUGGUGGUCAUGCAAUCAAGAUGCUGGGGUGGGGUCGGUCUGCAGAAGGCAUUGAUUACUGGAUUUGUGCCAAUUCUUGGGGAGAUGGAUGGGGAAUGGAUGGAUUCUUUUACAUCCGCCGAGGCACAGAUGAGUGUGGUAUUGAAAGUGGUAUCACUGCUGGCAUUCCAUAUAUGUGAUGGAACCAACUCUACAGCUGAGGCGCUGACACUGUUCUUUGACAUUGCGAUGCUGUUUGGAGGGAGGAAACACCACAUUAAAUUUUAUUCCUUUCUUAGCGUUUUUAUGGUAAUUAGAAACUAUUUCGUUGAAACUCCUCUCAUUUACUGCAAUUUUUAAGAUAUUUAGGAUUAAAUAAUUCUUAGACAGUACAUUUUUAAACAAAAGCUGAAUUUGAAUUUUAUUGUCAAUGGAAUUCUUAGACAGUGUGAUUUUACUGAACUGUUUUUCUGAAAAUAGUGAAUGGAUUUUUGUAGACUGCUGAAUUUAAAAUUUUAUUUUGUAGCAAUUAAAAGAGGCAAACGCUGAGGCCUUUUACGUUUAAUUAAUUUCUAGGACUGUCAAAUUUAAUAAUUUUACACCAUUGAAAACGAAUUUUUGCUUCUUUUAUUCCGCUCAACCGAAAAAGACGGUUAUGCUAAUUUUUUUAAAAAAAGUUUGAAUUAAAAAAAUGAAAAGAAACACCUGGACCAAUCAUAAGUCAAAGUAACAAUUCAU
Messenger RNA from Pocillopora verrucosa, 1646 nucleotides. RefSeq lists its product as uncharacterized. Gene Ontology annotation, molecular function: cysteine-type endopeptidase activity. The record is from RefSeq and is a predicted model, not a curated record. Lineage: Eukaryota; Metazoa; Cnidaria; Anthozoa; Scleractinia; Pocilloporidae. Gene Ontology annotation, cellular component: lysosome.